AUGUAUCAUCCCUCGUGCGCCGACCGGGAUCAACUGCCCGAUUAUUGGUCUGGUGGGACUAGUCAGGCACACCCGCCAACAUUGGACGCAGGUACACUUAAUACCACUGCAGUAGUACUACUACCUACAUUACUUUUGUAUGAUCCCAAAUUCCCACUGACUCGUGGCCGUUUCAUCGGCCCCACUGGGAAGGCAUCACAUCGCUGA
This is a messenger RNA of Aspergillus niger, 207 nucleotides long. RefSeq lists its product as hypothetical. The record is from RefSeq and is a predicted model, not a curated record. The transcript has 2 exons. NCBI's taxonomy places the organism in Eukaryota, Fungi, Ascomycota, Eurotiomycetes, Eurotiales, Aspergillaceae. Bases 1 to 207 code for a protein of 68 amino acids.